AUGAAUCUUUGCUCCUCUUUCAGAACCGCUCCCAACGACAUGAACCCCAACACCUCUAUACUGGACGACUUCUUGGAGAUCCAGGGCUUCCACAUCGCCCCCGCUUACAGGUACCCCCUCUUCUUCUGCCUGCUGCUGGUCUACUCCUCCCUGCUCCUGUCCAACCUGGGCGUCCUGUCGCUCAUCUUCAGCGACCGCUCCCUGCACCAGCCCAUGUUCCUCCUCUUCUGCAACCUCCCCAUCAACGACCUCAUCGGCAACACCGUCCUGCUCCCCCGCCUCAUGAUGCACAUCGUUUUCUCACCAUAA
Molecule: messenger RNA, 309 nt
Organism: Knipowitschia caucasica
Lineage: Eukaryota; Metazoa; Chordata; Actinopteri; Gobiiformes; Gobiidae
Source: the annotation of a GenBank genome assembly